Molecule: messenger RNA, 3330 nt
Organism: Homalodisca vitripennis (glassy-winged sharpshooter)
Lineage: Eukaryota; Metazoa; Arthropoda; Insecta; Hemiptera; Cicadellidae
Molecular function (GO): iron ion binding; monooxygenase activity; heme binding
Source: RefSeq, a predicted model, not a curated record
UCAUCUCCUGCUUGUGAGUACCUCUUGUAAAAUGUCAAGUUGUAUUAUCAAUAAGGAUUUGUAUUUUUAAUUUCCUUAUUCUCCUAUAAAAUAGGUGAAAUCUUAACCUUCUUUACCUUCAGUAAGAAGCUUCUUCCUGAACCUGCUUGGUAAGUUUGGAACAGAAAAUGUUUGUUAGUGAAUCAGUUCUGGUAGAUGCCUUAGUAGCAACAGCAACCUUGCUUGGAUUGUUAUAUUUUUACUUGACAUCAACAUUUAACUAUUGGAAGAAAAAAGGUGUUCCUUAUGUCAAGCCAACAGUAAUCUUUGGAAACUUAAAAGAACAGUUUUUCCUUCAAAAGCACAUGUUUUACGUUGUUCAAGAUAUAUAUAACAGUUUUAAGGGAGAAAGAAUUGGUGGGUUCUUUGAAUCAAGAACUCCUGUAUUAAUGAUCCGUGAUCCAGCUUUAGUAGAAAGAAUUCUUAUUAAGGAUUUUUCAUACUUCCAAAACAGAGAUUUGGUUGUUGAUGUAAAAAGAGAUCCACUAUCUGAAACUCUUGUUGGCUUGAAAGGGCGCACUUGGAGAAAUCUAAGACACAAAUUAACACCAACUUUCACGUCAAAGAAACUGAGGGGCAUGAUUACGCAGAUAUGUAACAGUGGAGAAGACCUCAUGAAUGAAAUAGAGAAAUCCAUAGAACAUAAAAUACCUGUUGAUGCCAAAAACCUGGGUAUUGGCUUCACCAUUGAUGUUAUUGCCAGUUGUGCAUUUGGCUUACAGUGCAAGCGAGAUACACCUGAGGGUAAAGAGUUUCGUAAAAUGAUUGACUCCUUCUUUCACCCAUCAAUAUUACAAACAUUGAGAAUAAUAUUGGUAUUCUUUUGCGGAGGUCUUGGAAAACUCUUGGGCUUGAGACAAGUCCCUCAUCAUAUAAAUGAUUACAUGAUUGGACUGGUCAAACAAACCAUGCAGUUCAGGGAAAAGAAUAACAUCCAGAGAGCCGAUUUUAUGCAGCUGAUGAUGAGUAUGAAAGACCAAACAACUGACGGACAAGAUAUUAAUUGGAAAAAUGAGCUGACUGAAGAUGAUGAAUAUCUCAACCAGAUGGAUUAUUCUUCACAAAACGGAAAGUCAGAAACUGGACUUAGGGGAAUGACUGAUGAAUGUAUUGCUGCACAGGCAUUUGUAUUCUUAGCAGCAGGCUCUGAUCCCAUAGCCAAUACUAUUACCGUUGUAAUGUAUGAGUUAGCCUUCAAUCCUCUGGUGCAAAAACAGCUGCAAAAAGAAAUUGAUUUGGUGCUCCAGAAGUAUGGAGGAACAAUUUCUUAUGAAGCUCUAAGUGAAAUGGCUUACCUAGAUUUAGUCAUUCAAGAGACAAAUCGUAAAUACUCUCUGGCAGGCUUUAUGAGGAGAGAGUGUACUAUUCCUUACCAAAUCCCAGGCACAGAUGUUGUCAUAGAGAAAGGUACAAAAAUAGUGAUACCGAUGCACGCUAUCCACAACGACCCAUCCAUUUAUCCUGAGCCUGAAAAGUUCAUACCAGAGAGAUUUGAAGGGAACAACCAUCACUCAAACGGUGGUAAAUAUUUACCUUUUGGAGAUGGACCUCGGAUUUGUAUUGCAAUGAGAUUUGCUCUCAUGGAGGUGAAGGCAUGUGUUGCCAUGGUGAUGUCCAAUUUGAAAAUGUUCAUAAGUGAAUCAAUUUUGGUAGAUACUUUGCUAGGAAUAGCAACCUUGCUUGGAUUGUUAUAUUUUUACUUGACAUCAACCUUUAACUAUUGGAAGAAAAAAGGUGUUCCUUAUGUCAAGCCAACAAUCAUCUUCGGAAACCUAAAAGAACAGUUUUUCCUUCAAAGACACUUGUUUUACGUUAUUCAAGAUAUAUAUAACAAUUUUAAUGGAGCAAGAUUUGGUGGUUACUUUGAAUCAAGAACACCUGUAUUAAUGAUCUGUGACCCAGCUUUAGUAGAAAGAAUUCUUAUUAAAGAUUUUUUAUACUUCCAAAACAGAGAUUUUGCAGUUGACGUAAAACAAGAUCCACUCUCUGAAACUCUUUUUGGUUUGAAAGGGCGCACUUGGAGGAAUCUAAGAAAUAAAUUAACACCAACUUUCACGACUGGGAAACUGAAGGGCAUGGUUGAGCAAAUAUGCAACAGUGGAGAUGAUCUCAUGAAUGAAAUAGAGAAAUCCACAGAACAAAAAAAACCUGUUGAUGCCAAAAAGUUGGGUAUUGGCUUCACCAUUAUUGACGUUAUUGCCAGUUGUGCAUUUGGCUUACAGUUCAAGCUUGACACACCUGAAGGAAAACAGUUUCGUAAAAUGAUGGAUUCCAUUUCUAACCCUUCAACAUUACAAACAUUUAGAUUAAUAUUUGUAUUCUUUUUCAAACGUCUUGCAAAACUCUUGGGCUUGAGACAAGUCCCUCAACAUAUAAAUGAUUACAUCAUUGGGCUAGUUAAACAAACCAUGCAGUUCAGGGAAAAGAAUAACAUCCAAAGAGCAGACUUUAUGCAGCUGAUGAUGAGUAUAAAAGACCAAACAACAGAAGGACAAGAUAUUAAUUGGAAACAUGAGCUGACUGAAGAUGAUGAAUAUCUCAACCAGAUGGAUUAUUCUUCAGGAAAUGGAAAGCUAGAAACUGGACUUAGGGGAAUGACUGAUGAGUGUAUUGCUGCACAAUCAUUUGUAUUCUUAACAGCAGGCUCUGAUCCCACAGCCAACACUAUUACUUUUGUAUUGUAUGAGUUAGCCUUCAAUCCACUGGUGCAAAAACAGCUACAACAAGAAAUUGAUUUGGUGCUCCAGAAGUAUGGAGGAAAAAUGUCUUAUGAAUCUAUGAAAGAUAUGGCUUAUCUGGAUUUAGUCAUUCAAGAGACAAAUCGUAAAUACUCUCUGGCAGGCUUUAUGAGAAGAGUGUGCAGUAUACCUUACCAAAUCCCAGGCACAGAUGUUGUCAUAGAGAAAGGUACAAAAAUAGUGAUACCGAUGCACGCUAUCCACAAUGAUCCAUCCAUUUAUCCUGAGCCUGAAAAGUUCAUACCAGAGAGAUUUGAAGGGAACAAUCAUCAUUCAAACGGUGGCAAAUAUUUGCCCUUUGGGGAUGGACCUCGGAUUUGUAUUGCAAUGAGAUUUGCACUCCUGGAGGUGAAGGCUUGUGUUGCCAUGGUGAUGUCCAAGUAUUCAGUGAAGCUGGACCAGAAAACUCAAGUUCCUCUGCGUUUCAGUCCCAAAAUAGUAUCACCUACUCCAUGUGGAGGAAUUUGGAUUCAAUUUCAGAAGAGAACUUAGAUACGAUAAGCCAAUCAUAUUGAAAUUAAUGACAAUAAAUAAAUUAGUAUUUGAUUAGAAA